UCUACCCUGAGUGGCAAAUGGUGACAGUGGAAGGGCCAGGAGCCGGUUUGGGUUGGGCCAAUCGACGCGGUUGUUUGGGUAUCGGGGGCGGACAAGGGGUCUGCGGCGCCGGUUGUGUUGGAAACGGGCGGCCGGCGGCAGAGGAUGUAGUGUUUGGAGUCUGAUCGUCCUUCAGAUCCCUCCACCUUGCUUUCUGUCAUCAGUUUCUUGUCCAGGAUGACUCUGCCCAUUGCGUGACGUCAACAUCUUUGAUUUCUGCCUCGGAAUUGUUCAAGAGACUGCAGCAGUUUUAGGACUUGUGUGAAGAUGUGAUCUGUGAAAAUAGUGAGGUGGUGUUAAUAGUAUCCUGAACCAUUCAAAACUCUGAUGCCAGAUGGGAAAACCCAUUCCCAGUGGGUCUCCACGCUCCUGUACUUCCUCCCUGAUGGUAAUGAUGUGCCAGAUGCAGGAUGGAUCGAAUGACGGACGACGCCUUGAGGCUCCACCUGUUGAAACGGGGGCUGGACCGGGCGGAGGAGCGCGAUGAUCUGGUGGCCAAGCGGCUGAAGGUAGAAGGGCAUGAAGCCAUGGAGCGGCUGAAGAUGCUGGCCCUGCUGAAGAGGAAGGACCUGGCAGGCCCUGAAGUGGCCCAGGACCUGGGGGCCAAGCCUGAGCAUCAGAAGGCGGGUGAGGAGAAGAUGAACGGCAGCUUGAAGCCUCGGCCUGAACUUCGCAAUGUUAGCAAAGCAGGGAAGGAGAACAUGGGAGAUGAGCCCGUUGACAUGAGCGCACACAAGAGUGACGUGGACAGAGAACGCAGCACACCAUCACCAGAUAUCAUCGUGCUGUCGGACAAUGAGGCCUCCAGCCCUCGUGCCAAUGGCCGGUUCGAAGACAGGAUCAAAGUGGCAAAUCUGGAGAUUUUCAAGGGCAAGGGCCCCGAGGAGCGGCAGAUGAUCAUCAAGCAGCUUCGGGAUGAGCUGCGGCUAGAGGAGGCCCGGCUGGUGCUGCUGAAGAAACUCCGCCAGAGCCAGGUGCAGAAGGAGAACGUGGUCCAGAAGGUGCCCGUUGUACAAAAUGCCCCAUCUGCUGGCCAGUCAUCACUGGCUCCGGGUGGUCAGCAGCUGAUGUCCAAGCCACCGUCCCGGCCUAUCUCUCAGGUAUUGGAUCCUCAGAAUCUGCGAGGAGCUCAGGGUCAUCCAGUCAUCAGGUCGGUUCCCAACAGCACGCUGCCACAGUUGCUCAUGUCCCAGCGUGUGAUCGCACCCAGCCCAGCCCAGAUGCAGAGCAUGAGGAUCGCCAAGCCAGGUCUCAUCCACAGCCCUGUGUCAAGCCAGAAUCCGACAGGCACCUACCAAAAGCAGGCCGGCUCCUCCAUCCCAUCGCCCCGGACCACUCCAUCCACCAUGUAUAUGAAUGUCUCCUCGCACGUGCAGUCCAGUCUGACGACUGCAGUCAGCCCUGCCAUGUCCAGCGCUGGCAGUUUGAGUGACCCCACCAGCAGCCAGGCAGCUGCCAAACUGGCCCUGCGCAAGCAGCUGGAGAAGACACUGCUGGAGAUCCCUCCGCCCAAGCCCUCACCACCACUGCUCAACUUCUUGCCCAGUGCGGCCAACAACGAGUUCAUCUACAUGCUGGGGUUGGAGGAGGUGGUGCAGAGUGUCAUCGAAAGUCAAGGAAAGGGGCGCCUCCAGUUGCCCCACAUCGACCCAUUUGUGUGCUCUCAGUGCCGGACGGACUUCACCCCUCACUGGAAGCAGGAGAAGAAUGGCAGCAUCCUGUGCGAGCAAUGUGUGACGUCCAACCAGAAGAAGGCGCUGAAGGCAGAGCAUACCAACCGGCUGAAGACUGCCUUUGUCAAGGCGUUGCAGCAAGAGCAGGAGAUCGAACAGCGGAUACAGCAGCAGGCAGCGGUGGUGUCAGCUUCCCCCACCUCUGUGUCGGCUGGUGCAGUAAUGAACAAGCCCGAGCCAGUCAUCAGGCACCACCCUCUCCGGCAGCAGCCGCCUCAGUCGCAGUCGUCUCUCCAGCGAGGGCUCCACUCCUCCGCCCGUAGCGUGCUCUCCAACUUUGCCCAGGCCCCCCAGCUCCACGUGGCCAGUGGUCUCUUAGGCAUGCCAGGUAAGCAUGCAGUGCGGAGCGGAGCCCAGAGCCGAGGACGAAGGCCGUACUUCACAAACUCAGGGGUCAACAUGUCGUACCUGAACGCCGGUGUCGGGAGUCAGAAGGGGUCAAGUCUGGCGGACCGUCAGCGCGAGUACCUGCUGGAUAUGAUCCCACCCAGGCCCAUCCCACAGUCCGUCAGCACACCGAAGUGAGGGGCUGCCGCCGCAUGCAGUGCCUGUCCUGGUGCCUCGUACUUAACCCAAUGCUUACGGGAGCUGUCCCACCUCCUCCCCGAUAUUAUUGUACUAUGUGUCUAAUGCUAACGUCGUUGUAGGGAUGUGGGGCCGCCCCUCUACGCACGCCCCCACUCGCACAGGCCACAAGGCAAGGGCCGCGCUCCAGAGGUGUGUGUUUGUAUCCCCCCCCCCCCCCCACCAGCCUCCUGCGCCCAUCUUCCUCCUAAACCCAGCCUCCUGUGCCCCUCUCUUCCCUCCCAUGCUUCCCUAUCUCGUGCACCCCUAAUCUCUGGCUCAGAUGGGAGUUUGGGGAAAUAGGUGGUGGUUGGGGGGGAAGAGAGAGAGAUUUUAACCUAGUCCCACAAGCACCAGUUCACCCCUGACCCCUGCUCACCAGUCACUCUCCCCACUUCCCACCUGUUGGGAGAGAUUCAUGUGGCAGCUGUCCAGCAAGGGGAACAGCAAUGAUAUUAGGUGUCCUCCGCAGGGCCAUCCUGCAGUGAGAGAGAGGGUUAUGCACACACCCAGGAGCAGUGACAUGAGUGUUGUCAGAAGUUCAGCAGUGUCCAGGCAUGCUCCAACCUCAUACCAUGUGUAUAGAGCCCUUUCAUUUCCAGAUAAUGCCUCAGCCUUCCCUCUCCCCCUUUCUCCAGCCCACUGGGAGCACCUUCCCCGAUGGGAAGUGGGAUCUUUCCGAAUCCCUGCCUCAACGCUCAUUUAGUGUAUAUUGUGCAAAGGCCUCCAGAUGUCAGUGGCCCCUCCAACAGCAUCUGAGGAUUUAGAGAGACCUAGAAGCACAGCCCUAUACACACAAAAUGCAGGAGGAACUCAGCUGGUCAGGCUGCAUCUGUGCAGAGGAUUAAACAGUCGACAUUAAAAUUCGAGUCUUCUUCAGGACUGGAAAGGAAGGGAGCAAAAGCCUGACCCUACUUUCUUAUUCCAGCUUCUGCUUCCACUUCCUGAUGAAGGGUCUCAGCCCAAAAUGUUGGCUAUUUAUUCCCCUCCAUAGGUACUACCUGACCUGCGGAGUUCCUCCAGCAUCUGCAGAAUCUGUUGAGAAUCACACUCAUAUAGCAUAGGAAGUGGCCACUUGGAUUGCCACCUGCCAGUGUGCACUGUCCUAUCUCCCAGUAUUUGGCCCAUAGGCUUCCCCAGGCAAUAGAAAUGUUCAUCUAGACACUUUCAUUGACUCUCUCUGACUGCUCACCACCCCCUCCCACUCGCUGAUCCUCUCCAAAUCUCUCCCACCACCCCCCCACCCCCGUAUCCUAGAUCCAAGUCCUCUGGUUUUACCUAUAUCCACAAUGGGAAGUUCUCUGACCUCAGGGAAGAGGGGUCAUCCGGAGGGCUGUGUUCAGUGUGGGGGGGGGGGGCGGGUAUUGGAAUGGGAGCUGGUAAACCCAAGAGUGACUAGUGAUCAGGGUCCCUGGAUCCAUGAGGCUGCAGCUCUACCUGCUGCGCCUUUGUGCCUCCCUUUACCUUCUCACCCCCUUGAUGAGGGAAAGUUCCCCAAACCUUGUAGGACAUGAGCAGUGGGCGGUUGGGUGUGGUGGGGGGGGGGGGUUGCCGAGGAGAUAAGUAUUGAGGCCAGGAGGCUGAGAGAGUAUUAAUCUUACUCACUUAAUGAUUGCUGCCACUCCAUUUCUAGCCAGAGAGGGUGAUGUUGAGCUGUGAAUCAUUUGGGUUUCCAUAUUCCAGCCUGACAGAAUAAACUCUACCGUGUGGUCCCUUCUGGCUGGUUUAACAGAAACAUGCGGCAUUGUACUCUCAAACGAUUUUGAUGCCCCACACUUCGCAGCAUGUGGCCACAGCAACUUUGCCCAACUAAAAUCAGAGCUUCUGAAUCCUUCAGGAGUCAUCUGUGAACUUCAGAUCCAGCAUCCUUCCCACAUAAGGCUGAACCCCAGACCAGCUGUAAUGUUUGUGGGAAGCAGCCCCUCCACCCACCAAUCAGUGUCACUGGGUUAGGCCUCUGCACUCUGUGGAGUGAGAUGAACAGAAGGGGACAGUUUUGAUUAGAAGUUGUCCUAUACUGUACAAACCGCUAUAUUGUAUAAUGCAGUUGGGAGGCUGUUCAACCCAUUGAACACAUGCUAGCUCUUUGAAAUUUUCUAAUUGGUUCUGCUCCCCUUUAAUAGUUCCUCUUGAUCCUGGCCGUCUCUUGCAAAGGUUUCACCUCCCCCCACCCCCACACAAUCUCUCUACUCAGAUUCCGACUGCUGCACUCUGGUGCCUCUCUCUCAAACACAAUGAGAGCCUCCAGGGAGGGGCAUUGAGAUCAAGCUUGAGACAACAGUGGUCAGUCGUACUUUCGUAUCAGUGCUCCCCACCCCACUCCAUUCCAUCCAUCACCGCAACUCCUUGCCAUUGUGUGUAGACAUGAGCAUCUCUGUGAGAGGCCACUAUUCACUUUGUCUCCUGGCUAGCAGCGCCGGGUUCCCCAAAUACCCUCUCCCCUCCCUCUUUCCCAUUCACCUCCCUCCCUCCUAUUUCCCCCGCUCCCUGGCGCUGAUGGGUAGGAACAGAUAAUGGCAAAGGGCUAAUCGCCCCUCCCCAUACCCUCGGCCUCGGGCGCUAUGUCACUGUUCAUCCCUGGCUUCAGCGAGUGUGCGAGCCGCUCUCCCUACAUUAUGUGUUCUGGUGGGUGGGUUGGGGUUUAUUGUAUAUUGGGAAACAAUAAGUCAAGUUACUCUCCAAGAGACUGCCAGCGAGCCUCCGACAAGAUUGUGGUGUCUGGGGCACACCAGAACGUUGGGUGUCUCCACCUUCCCCCUUGCCCCUGGGAGGAUGGGGGGUUCAGUCAGUUUUUGAGAACCCCGCCCCAUUGUCGGAGGCACCGUCUUCCGGACCAGACGUUAAACCAAGGCCCCGUCUGCCUCCCCCACCCCCUUUCACCCACCUCCCCAAAAAAAGACUCCCCCACUUCCUCGGGCGGACGUUAAAGAUCCCACAGAACUAUUGGGCAUGAGAGCAGGGUUGAUAGCAGGGUGGGGGUUGAUAGGGACCCCUGGGGGAGGAUAGUUCAGCACUGGUCUUCAGUCUGGGAGCUCUGCCCAGACACUCCAGUGUAGGCAGCAGCUCUCCUUACACCCACUCCUCCCACCAUGUACCCACCUUCUUCCAUUUCCAGCUGGAUUCGGGUCGUAGCUCUCUCCCAGAGCAGCAGCAUGGUUUAGUGGUGGGACAGGGAGGGGUCUGGUGGAUGUCAGUGGGCUGCAUUCACCACCUGACACAGUGCACCCUUCCGUGGCUCGGACUUGAGCAAUUCUGUCCUACCAAGGGCCAGAGUGGCCUGUGGGUGAAGCUCCCACCCCCGUCAAUGCCCAGCGAAUACUUUCCGGCACUGGGGCAGAAUCCACUGUGGGUGCCGACUGCACUCCAGGAAGGCAGGAGUGAGAUACAAAGGCCCUAUUGCCCCACACACACUAGUGUUGGUCCUACAAGACUAACUGUCCCCCUCUCUAGUCCCCUUCUGCCUCUUGAUUUCAGCAACUGAAGCCAUGUUUAAGUGAAGUGCGCCCGCUGGCUGUACGGUCUAUACCCGGGAUACAGCGGACAGCGUUCCCAGUGGUUUGUGUUGCGUGUUUACAGUUUAACUGGGCGUUAACCAUCUCUCCCUUUCUCCUAACAAUGGGGUCAGUCCUUCCUCUACUCUCUCUCAUUUUUAAAUUUUUAAUUUAGUUUUUCUUUUUGUUCUAUUUUUUAAAGAAAAACAAACAGUAGAUUGAUGUUUGCUCAGCUUGUUUAUUAUUUUGUAUUGUGCUGAAUUUGUGUACUCGAUGCUGUAUCACAGAUGUUAUAUACCAAUGGGGGGGAAAAAAGAAACUGCCAAGACUUAGUCAUCCAAUGACUGACAAAAUAAGCAAGUUUUUCAAAAAACCUUUGUAAUAUUUAUUACUUACAGGUUGUGUUUAAUAAGGAACCAGGUGAACCUCCUCAGUGAGACGGUGUAUGUGGUAAUAAACUAUCAGGUCAUUACGUCUGA
Molecule: messenger RNA, 6306 nt
Organism: Hypanus sabinus (Atlantic stingray)
Lineage: Eukaryota; Metazoa; Chordata; Chondrichthyes; Myliobatiformes; Dasyatidae
Gene: gatad2b
Product: GATA zinc finger domain containing 2B
Exons: 13
Coding region: 450-2297 (615 amino acids)
Biological process (GO): negative regulation of transcription by RNA polymerase II
Cellular component (GO): NuRD complex
Molecular function (GO): sequence-specific DNA binding
Source: RefSeq, a predicted model, not a curated record